AUGAUUUUGGAGGCGUCAAAUAAGAUUAAUUCUGAGUCUAUUGAAAGUGGCAAUGGUUGGACUAAAUGUGUUUUUGAAACAACAAAUCAAUUUAUAACUAGUGAGGUAUUCAAAAGUCGGAAUGAAUUAGUUAACUGGACUCGUGAAGAAGGAAGAAAGUGUGGAAUAGUAGUUGUAAUUAGGAGGUCUGAUGCUCCAGGGAAUUGUAGGUUAAAAAGAGGGCGAAUAACUUUUGGUUGUGAGAGAGGUGGCUUUUAUCAAAAGAAUAGCAUAGACUCAGAAUGCAUGCAAAAGAAGAAGCUUAAUGCCAGCUUGAAUCCUCAAAAGAAGAAGAGUGAUAGAAGUGGUGGUACAAAGAGGUGUGGUUGCCCAUUUCGCUUGAAGGGCAAAAAUGUUGGUCCUGGGGAUGAGUGGAUCCUUGAGGUUGUAAAUGGGAUGCAUAACCAUCAUGCUGCAAAGUAUCCUGAAGGGCAUUCCUAUCUGGGGCGAUUAACCAAGGAAGAAAAUAAUUUGUUGGUUGAUAUGUCAAAGAACCUGGUAAAUCCAAAAGAAAUAUUAUACACUUUAAAGAAAAAUGACCCACUCAAUUCAAGCACUAUGAAGACAAUCUACAAUGCUCGACAUAUUCAAAGGGUGAUUGAAAAAGCUGGCAUUUCAGAGAUGCAAAUACUGCUAAACAAUUUGCAGAAAUGCAAUUAUGUGGAAUGGCAUAGGAGUUACGGCACAGAGAACAUUGUGAGUGACUUGUUCUGGACUCAUCCUGAUAGUGUAAAUCUGCUACGUGCAUUUCCUUAUGUUUUAAUAAUGGAUGCCACAUACAAGACAAAUAAGUUUCGAUAUCCAUUGUUAGAGAUUGUGGGGGUGACAUCUACAGAGUUAACAUUCCAUGCUGCAUUUGUGUACAUCCAUGCUAAGAAAGAAGAAAAUUAUGUAUGGGCUUUAUCUAAAUUGAAGAGUGUGAUGAAUGAAGACUGUCUUCCAAGUGUGAUUGUUACUGACAGAGAGUUAGCACUCAUGAAUGCCAUUCGUCGAGUGUUCCCUGCUGCUCAACAUUUAUUGUGCAGAUGGCAUAUUAAUAGGGCAGUGUUGGGAAAAUGUAAAAAGCUUGUUGAUAACCAAGUGAAGUUUAAAAAGUUGAUGCAGGCAUGGAACACAUUGGCGGAAAGUGCUCAUUCAAAAUUGAAGCGACAUUUGAUGUCUAGUCUGUGCAACUUUGAUACAUCAUGGAAAAAUAUUCACGCCUUACUAGUGUUGCAACACACAGAAGUAAAGGCUUCAUUUGAGAAAAGUCUUAUAUUUGUCCGACAUGACUUCAUAAAGAAUGAGUUUAAGGUAAUAGUGGGUUUUGUAUCACAUGCUGCCCUGGAUUAUAUUUUGGGAGAGUCUGAGAGGAUGGAUAUUAUUGGAACUAAUGAGAAUGCAUGUGGCAGUACUUUGAGAAAAACACAUGGGUUACCAUGUGCACAUGAAAUGGCAAUUUAUAAGGAGAAUGGCACCCUAUUCCACUUGAUUGUAUUCAUCGUCAUUGGAGGAAAUUAG
Messenger RNA from Rosa chinensis, 1539 nucleotides. RefSeq names its product protein FAR-RED ELONGATED HYPOCOTYL 3-like. Gene Ontology annotation, molecular function: DNA-binding transcription factor activity, RNA polymerase II-specific. NCBI's taxonomy places the organism in Eukaryota, Viridiplantae, Streptophyta, Magnoliopsida, Rosales, Rosaceae. The record is from RefSeq and is a predicted model, not a curated record. The transcript is spliced from 4 exons. Bases 1 to 1539 code for a protein of 512 amino acids.